AUGGCGGCCGAGGUCAAGCGCGGCAUCGUCGGCGUCCGCGGCACAUGGAUGUGGCGGGACCGCGAUGUGGUCGUCGCCAGGAAUGGCGAACUCUUGGUUUAUCGCAAAGGCACGACGACCCUCAAGCUCAAGAUCCAUUUGUGGGACCCGGCCGUGCAGAUCACGUUUCACGCCGACGACGCCCUUCUUCGAAUCAAGACGCGGUGCGACGACGUCCUUUUCGACUGCAAGGAGACGAGCCACCGAGACACGUGGCUCGCCACCAUCUACACUGUGCAGGCUAUGGCACCGCCGGUGCCGUCGUCGUCGUCGCCCGGCGUCGUCGCGCUGGACGACUCGGACGACUCGGACGACGGCGACUUUGAGAUUUACGCCGAUGAGACCGAGACGCUAGCGGCCUUUCAGAAAGUACGCCGCUCGAUCACGUGCGACCUCGGCGUCGAUGCAAGCGACGGCAACGACACGGCGACCGUCAACGAGGCCGAGCAAGCCAAGCACUGGAACGCGCUAGCGGCCUAUAUCGAGCACGUGGACGGCGCCGGGCGCAGCGUGCUACUGCACUGGGAUGUUCUUCUCGCCCUCCCGGUCGGGCUCUCGAUGGCCAACCUAUUGACGGCCCUCGGUGAGCGCAACCGGCCGGCGUCGUCGCCAACGACCGCGCCACAAGGUCGACGCAAGACGUCGGCGUCGCAGAAAACGCUCGUGACCGCGUUUGUGCGGGACCUCCUCUUCCACCAUACGUACGGUCACCGACUCGGCAAGGACGCUCAAAUGGCGGCCAACAUCCACCUCAUUGACAAGUAUUUCCCUCACUGCCGCCUUCGCCGGUUCAGCAACUUGGACGACAAAGAUGUGCCCGUCGUCGUCGCGGCCACCCAGCUCACCAAUAGUCCAGCGCCGCCGCCUAGCGUCCGGCUAUUACCCCAGCGUGGCAACCGGCACAUUCUUGUUCAAUCGGACAAGAACCCAUCGCCGCCGUCGACGCCGCCACCUCCUCGUAGCCUCUCGCCGCUCGCGACGCUGCAAACGCUGCGGUCUCUCUUGGAGAGGCACUCCAUGACACCCGAGGCAUUUGCAGAGCAGUGCACGCUCUUUCACCGGUCGCAGCUCGGCAACGUCCCGCUGCCGACCUUUCUUGGGCCUGCGACGUGCGAGCAAAAGGCGAUUUCAGAUCACUUCAACAAGCUCACAGCCUACCUGGUGUGGUCUGUCGUCGCGGAAGAGAGUCCGCUCGAGCGUGCGCAGGCCAUCGAGACCAUCACGGCGAUCGCGGUCGCCGCCAAUGGCCACGAACUCAACAACUUUCACCUGGUCAUGGCGAGCAUCGGGUGCCUCGGCGACACGCCGCUCAUGCCGUCGCGCCUUCCAGCCACGUGGAAGCGCGUGCGCGCCAAGUGCAAAGCACAGCUGUUUGAGCUGCGGUCGCUCUGCGACCACAAUGGCGGCUUCGAGACGCUCCGGAAGAAACAGCUGCUCAUGAGCGGGACCGCCGCGACGUUGCCGUUUCUAGGCGUCGUCGGUGCGACACUGGAGCGACUCCGCACGACGCCGCUCUUUACCGCCGGUCGCAUCGACGUCGAGAAGCUCACGCGGCAGUACGACGCCCUUCGCGUCGUCGAGAAUGCCCUCGAGCGCAGCUAUGUCUUUCCGGCCCACGACGGCGUCCAGGCCUUUCUUCAAGGACUGCCACCCCCGAUGGACGGACUGCAGUCCCGGUCGCUCGCGCUCCAAAGCAUCGAGGCGUCGUACAUGUCUUCGUCCGCCUUUCGCGUCGCGUCGUUCGGUGACAUACCCCCGCGGCGUUCGUCGACGUCGUCCGAGGCGAACCGCGUGGUGCCCUUCAAAUUUGCGUGCGCCCUGCAGCACACAGUACCCGUCGCGAGUGACCGCCUCGCACUGUACAUGGAGCUUCUUCUGGUUUCGGACAAGACGCCCGUGCUCAAGCUUGUGCAGAGCCUCUUGCGCGACGUGCACGAGUCGCUCUUUCUAACCUCGACACAAGCGACGUGCGACCUCCUCGUGUCGCGCUGGGACGCGCUCUUGACCGCGAUGGUGACCUACUGCCUCCCGGAGAUCAUCGAUGUCGUCGGACCGGACGGUGCGCUCGAGCCGCUGCUCUACGAGAGCGUGGUCCGCGCGGUCUUUCCCGCGUUCGCGCGCAGUGUUUACUGCAAAGUGGUCGCCGAGCAGGCCCCAAUCACCAAAACGACGCGCGAUCAAUCGGCGCAAGUGCACCCGCUGGACGCGUUAUUGGCACCACCCAGUCCGAUCCAUGCACUGCAGCUCAUUGCCAACGUACUCGCGACCUUCCCCACGACGAUCGCGGAGCACGAGUUUCAGAAAUUGCUUCACACGAGCCGUGUACCGAGCCCACGCGCACUGCGCGUCUUUAUGGCGUCGUCGCUCGACCCAACCAGGCUCCGAGACGCACUGCGGCAAGCCCUUGCAGUAUACACGCGUUGCAUUGUCGACUUGGCAGAGUGAGUAGAAUGACCAAGUCGUCCUGGGCUGCUUGCACCGAUAACCAGAGUUCCUCGUUUCAAACGACGGAGCCUUCCAUGCCCUCUCGCGGCAUCGCGAUUCGCGUUCUCAUGUGUCGGAGGAGCUGUACAU
Molecule: messenger RNA, 2613 nt
Organism: Saprolegnia parasitica CBS 223.65
Lineage: Eukaryota; Oomycota; Saprolegniomycetes; Saprolegniales; Saprolegniaceae
Exons: 3
Coding region: 1-2484 (827 amino acids)
Biological process (GO): small GTPase-mediated signal transduction
Molecular function (GO): guanyl-nucleotide exchange factor activity
Source: RefSeq, a predicted model, not a curated record